AUGAUCCGUCUCAACAUUUCAGACUCUGCUGCUGCCAGCUCUAACUGCAAAGCCAUCUUGAGACAGCCAAUUUUCAGGGGCUACGUGCCCGAAGCUGAGUCUUUCAUCCUAGAGUCUGAAGAUGACGACGUGGAAUCUUUGUAUCGGCCUCAGCCUCUUAGAAGUUGGAAUCUUGGGCGAGGGGUCCAGGAGAAUGACUUUGCAGUGCUGUCUAAGACGUUCUUAGCAUUUGUGAAUAUGAAGGACCAAGUCCUCAACGUAGCGGACUUCAAAGCGCACGUCAACAAUACCGUAGAAAAUUGCCAUCGUUGGGACGAGCCGUCAUGCCAAGUGAUGGUUGCCUGCGCCCUCGCCUACCUUGCAAGCCCGUUUCAAUCCGAAAUCAACUUCAACAGCACGCCCGAGUCAAAUUCGCUUGCCUGGUUCUACUUCAAUCAAGCCUUUGCAUGGUUCCAAAACCUAUUCUGGUGA
Messenger RNA from Colletotrichum orchidophilum, 471 nucleotides. RefSeq names its product vegetative cell wall protein gp1. The coding region runs from base 1 to 471 and encodes 156 amino acids. The transcript has 3 exons. NCBI's taxonomy places the organism in Eukaryota, Fungi, Ascomycota, Sordariomycetes, Glomerellales, Glomerellaceae. The record is from RefSeq and is a predicted model, not a curated record.